CACAACAUGCUGUCAGGUUCCAUUCCGCCUUCUUUUGAAUGGAUGGUCAGCUUACAGUCUGUUGAUUUUUCAUACAAUGCUUUGGAAGGUCAUCUUCCUCGUAGCAAACCCUUUCAGAAGGCUCCGACAGAGGCAUUCAUAAAAAACAAAGGCUUAUGUGGUGAAGUGCAAGGUUUGCGACCUUGCAACGCCUCUUCAAUAAGUCAUGGUGAUGCAAGGAAAGGCCACAAAGUUGUGAUCCUCAUUAUUCUUCGCUUCUCAGUAUUGUUUCUUUUAUUUGCAAUCGUUAGCAUAAUUUCUUCCAUUUAUUAUCAAAGAAGAAGAGGAAUAGAGAAAUUAGUUCUUGAAAGAAGCAAGGAAAUACAUUUUCAAUAUGGAAUUAUGAUGGGAUUGCCACAUUUGAAGACAUUUUGGAGGCGACAGAGGGUUUUGAUGAAAAGUACUGCAUUGGAACUGGAGGUUACGGGAAAGUUUACAAAGCAAAUUUACCAGCAGCCCAGGUAGUAGCUGUGAAGAAACUUCACCCACUCGAAGGUGGGAAUCAAUCCGAUCAAAGAAGUUUUAGGAAUGAGAUAAAAGCAUUAAUGGAAAUUUGCCAUCGCAACAUUGUGAAGCUAUAUGGCUUCUGUUCGCAUGCUCGAUUCUCAUUUCUAGUAUAUGAGUAUAUGGAAAGGGGAAACUUGGCAAGCAUCCUAAGAAAUGAUGAAGGAGCUGCACAAUUGAAUUGGACUGCAAGGGUGAAGGUUGUCAAAGGUGUGGCCCAUGCUUUAUCUUACAUGCACCAUGAUUGUACCCUGUCAAUUGUCCAUCGAGACCUAUCAAGCAACAAUGUUCUGUUGAAUUUAGAACUUGAGGCUAGUGUCUCUGGCUUUGGAACUGCACGGUUGCUGGUACCCGAUUCCUCAAAUUGGACUACACUCGCAGGCACUUGCGGAUACAUAGCUCCAGAGCUUGCAUAUACAAUGAGAGUGACUGAAAAAUGCGACGUAUAUAGCUUUGGUGUUGUGGCACUUGAAGUGAUGAUGGGAAGUCAUCCCGGGGAGCUCAUCUCCUCUUUGUCAUCAUCAAGUGGACAAGAUACACUCCUAGAAGAUAUGUUGGACCAACGUCUCUCGGAUCCAAUGACUGGUGUUGCACAGGAAGUCUUAUUUGUGGUAUCCAUGGCUCUUUCAUGCAUUCGGCCAGAUCCAGACUCUCGGCCAACCAUGCGACAUGUGGCUCAGGAGCUAUCUAUUGGUGGGCCUUCUUUCUCUUUAUAGCCAUUCCAUGCACUUACGUUACGUCAAUUGAUGGAUCUGAAGUUGCUGCUUGCGUGACACUGGCAUUGCUAAUAAAACUUCUCUGAA
Molecule: messenger RNA, 1346 nt
Organism: Magnolia sinica
Lineage: Eukaryota; Viridiplantae; Streptophyta; Magnoliopsida; Magnoliales; Magnoliaceae
Product: MDIS1-interacting receptor like kinase 2-like
Exons: 3
Coding region: 585-1259 (224 amino acids)
Biological process (GO): protein phosphorylation
Molecular function (GO): protein kinase activity; ATP binding
Source: RefSeq, a predicted model, not a curated record